AUGAGUCCUCCAUGGCCACCACUGAUUAUUCAUAAAAUCGCAUUUCGAGCACCGUCCAGAGGAGAGUACUACUUCUUGGUUGGAGGAGAGAAAGAUCAACGGCAAGCGUUUUUUACUGCUUCGGAUGCUGAAGGCGUUAAGAACUUGCAGAUAUGUCUCCCACAUCUAUUACGAAAAAAAGUGAAAGCAGUCGAUAUUUACUACCACAUUCUUCGAUGCAAGGCGCGACAUAGCCGACUUUCUCAAUGCGAUAUGCUUGUAUUUGACUAUGCUGGUUAUGGUGUCAGUGAUGGAAAAGCCACAGAACAAAGCGUCUACGAUAGUGUUGAAAGAGUCUACAAGUACGCGAUCGAAGACUUAGGCUAUGCCCCUAAAGACAUUGUUCUAAUAGGAUUCAGUUUGGGUACAGCCGCUAUGGUGCACAUUGCAUCGAUAACACCCGAUCUUGGCGCCAUGGUGCUUAUAGCUCCGUUCACCUCACUAUGGCGAGUUAUCCUUCGCCGUCCAAAUAUCACGGAAUCGUCUCGCCUGGACAUGUUUCCAAAGUGA
Messenger RNA from Cooperia oncophora, 549 nucleotides. Lineage: Eukaryota; Metazoa; Nematoda; Chromadorea; Rhabditida; Trichostrongylidae. The record is from the annotation of a GenBank genome assembly.